Messenger RNA from Vespula pensylvanica (western yellowjacket), 1718 nucleotides. RefSeq names its product protein gooseberry-neuro. The transcript has 6 exons. The record is from RefSeq and is a predicted model, not a curated record. Gene Ontology annotation, biological process: anatomical structure development; regulation of transcription by RNA polymerase II. Gene Ontology annotation, molecular function: DNA-binding transcription factor activity, RNA polymerase II-specific; RNA polymerase II cis-regulatory region sequence-specific DNA binding. Lineage: Eukaryota; Metazoa; Arthropoda; Insecta; Hymenoptera; Vespidae. The coding region runs from base 273 to 1613 and encodes 446 amino acids.
GUUUCAAGCUCUAGUAUCCCGUCGUUUCGACAUUAGAGAUCGUUAGUUGUCCAAAUGAUUUAGUUUUCGUUGUCGAUUUCGUAAAUCGUUUUUAUCAUAACUUUCCGUGAACAAAUCACGGAAUUCCUUUGCCUCGGGCCAAUAAUUCGACGUCAUCCGUCGUACUAUCGGUCAUUUUGUUCAUACCUCUAUCAGUGUCAGUGACUCGUGUAUCCUCCUCUGGACGUCAUCUUCUGUGGGUGCAAAGAAGAUUAUACAGGCUUGCAUACGAGAUGGACGUCACCAGUGGAAUGAGACCUAUCUUUAGUGGAUAUCCCUUUCAAGGGCAAGGCCGAAUGAAUCAGCUGGGCGGCGUCUUCAUCAACGGCCGUCCCCUUCCAAAUCACAUUCGCUUGAAAAUCGUAGAAAUGGCGGCCGCUGGGAUACGACCCUGCGUGAUAUCGAGACAGCUUCGUGUUUCCCACGGUUGCGUUUCGAAAAUACUCAAUCGUUAUCAAGAGACAGGCUCUAUCAGACCGGGUGUCAUUGGUGGCAGCAAGCCGAGAGUUGCCACGCCGGAAGUCGAGGCUAAGAUCGAGGAAUUGAAGAGGGUCAAUCCUGGUAUCUUCUCUUGGGAAAUCCGUGACACGUUGGUGAAGGAAGGCUUCUCCGAUCCACCUAGCGUCAGCUCCAUCAGCAGGCUACUUCGGGGUGGAAGACCGGGGGACGACGGGAAGAAGGAUUACACGAUAGACGGCAUAUUGGGAGGCGGUCGUUGCGGUGAUGAUUCUGAUACGGAAAGUGAACCAGGUAUACCUCUGAAACGAAAACAACGUAGGAGUAGAACAACGUUCACUGGAGAACAACUCGAACAACUCGAGGCUGCUUUUCAACGUGCUCAGUAUCCAGAUGUUUAUGCUAGAGAAGAAUUGGCUCAGAGAACGGGCUUAACAGAAGCUAGGAUUCAAGUCUGGUUCAGCAAUCGGAGAGCUCGCCUUCGUAAACACGCAGGAAGCAUAACACAUUCUGUACCAAGUUUACCCCUAACGCCCUGUCAAUACGCUGCAGCGAGUCACGAGUUGGCUCAGAUCGCUCAAAUACCUCAAAUGCCAAGCGAAAUACCUCAAGUACCAACGAGUUUACAUCAUAGCCCGACGGCUCUGCACCAAACACCGAAUACCGUUCACCAAGUUGUUGGAAGCGUUUCCCAAAUGACCACGUCGAUGGCUCCAAUCCCUACGACGAUGAGCAACACUUUACAAGGACAUGCUGUUUCCAUUUCGGAACACUUGACUUCCCUCUCUGGACAUAUGAAUAGCAUGCAAAUCAGUCAAGUGCCGUCCAUUCAACCUCCAGUUGCUCAUGGUGCUCCCACAUCUUUGACUCCUAAUACUGGGAAUACAGACUGGUCCAGAACACAGCUCACUUGGGGACAGUUUAAUCAUUUUCAAGGUAGCGAAUAUUCGUCGAGUCACGUGACUAGCCAUCAACAUGCCGCGCACGCAGCUCAUGGUACCCACUCUUCGAAUACCGCGAAUACCGCAAGCACAACGGCCGAAUGGUACGACCAGAGUUACGACUAUGCCCAACACGCCCAACUCAACUAUCAUCGCAGCGUGGGUGGAAUAUACUAGCCGAAGAUGCUUCUCGAUCCGAUGGAUAAUCUAAAAUCAUCGAUCGAAUUUAUUUUUGUACAUAAUACAUUUACGCUUUAUGAUCAAAACCAACUGAUAAUUUGA